Molecule: messenger RNA, 1361 nt
Organism: Paraphaeosphaeria sporulosa
Lineage: Eukaryota; Fungi; Ascomycota; Dothideomycetes; Pleosporales; Didymosphaeriaceae
Product: RTA1-domain-containing protein
Exons: 4
Coding region: 443-1297 (284 amino acids)
Cellular component (GO): membrane
Source: RefSeq, a predicted model, not a curated record
UUUUGACCACGUGUCUCGCACUCUUCGUAUUCUGCACAUGGUGCAUUUUUACACUCCUACAUCGUGAUUCAAGCAGAGCCAAGAGCCUUCUUUGGCGGCUCGACCGAGAGCCAAGAAGGCGAACUUCGCUUCGACGCGCCACAAGCGCCAAAGAUGGACACGACUCUGACUGGGGAUCGCGAGCUACUCACAAUAUCGCAAGUCAGACAUUGCACGAGAUGGGGCCCCUUACAGUAUUAUAUGAGAGGAUGGUCCAACGCGUGUACUAUGAAGCUUUCUUCAUCACCUCUUUCCCAGACCGUGACCCAUAAGGGACCCAAGUUUGUUGUUGCCUGACGUCAUUAUUUGUGUUCCAACGGUGCAACACCACGAAACGCGCCUGUCCGGAAUUCAAUAGCAUCUUCUCGACCACUGCUCGCGGGAGAGUUUAAUAACUGCGAAAAUGUCUUCAGAGCCACCUGUGAGGGGAUGGAUCGAUCCCAACUUUCCUAAUCCUAUGGGACCAGGCGACGCAACAAUCAUCAUCUAUGGCUACACCCCCUCCAUUGUUGUCGCGAUACUGGGCAUCGUUCUGUUCGCCCUUGCGGGCGUCCUGCACAUAUGGCAGCUCUUCAAAUACCGAAGUUGGUACUUCAGUACCAUGAUCGUUGGCAUAGCAUUUGAGAUAGUAGGCUACGUCUUCCGCGCCCUGAGCGCAAAAGUAGACCCCUACCGCGUUACAUAUUUUGUAGUGCAAUAUUUCUUCAUUGUCGUAGCCCCCGUCUUCUUCGCGGCAGCAAUCUACACCAUCCUUUCCCUCCUCAUCAACGCCACGGGCCGCCACCACGCGCCCCUCCCGCCCAAGGCCAUCCUCUGGAUCUUCAUUACCUGCGACGUCGUCGCGACCGUCGUCCAGAUCCUCGGCGCCGCCCUCAUCGGCAUCGCAGAGUCCAAUCGUAAAGACCCUACUACCCCCAACAACAUCCUCCUCGCGGGUCUUGCGUUCCAGGCCUUCACCUUCCUCCUCUUCAUUAUCCUGCUCGCGGCGUUCAUCGCAAGGGCAAGGAAGGUCAUGUUCGAGGUCGUGACCAAGUGGUUCUACCUCGCGUUUAUCGCGGCCGUGGUGCUGUUCUACUUGCGGGUGUGCUUCAGGCUGGCGGAGACGGCCGAGGGGCUGUACGGUGAGUUGAAUACACACGAGGUAUACUUUGGAUGCUUGGAGUUUAUGCCAGUUGUGGUUGCUGUGUGGUUGUUGGCUAUUUGGCAUCCGGGUAGGUGUGUACCGAGGGGGACGAGCGUGAUGAGGAGCGAUGUGUAAUGGUGGGAAAAAAUAGCGAACGUGGUAUGCUAGCACCAUUGCAUGGUGGAGCGUCAGGACGGUG